Ipomoea nil (Japanese morning glory) is the source of this 3323-nucleotide messenger RNA. Its product is annotated as alanine--tRNA ligase-like. Bases 21 to 3101 code for a protein of 1026 amino acids. Gene Ontology annotation, biological process: alanyl-tRNA aminoacylation; tRNA modification. The record is from RefSeq and is a predicted model, not a curated record. NCBI's taxonomy places the organism in Eukaryota, Viridiplantae, Streptophyta, Magnoliopsida, Solanales, Convolvulaceae. Gene Ontology annotation, cellular component: chloroplast; mitochondrion; cytoplasm. The transcript is spliced from 23 exons. Gene Ontology annotation, molecular function: alanine-tRNA ligase activity; aminoacyl-tRNA deacylase activity; ATP binding.
UUAAGAAGGGCGAGGGAUGGAUGAGGGUUUACACCGUAGGAAGCUAUAGCUGCCUCCGUUUUGCUUUGGCUUCACCAGUUGGCAGAAGAGUAUUAAAUUUCGCCAGAGCGCCUCCGCCGUCUUCCUCUUCUCACUACCCUACCUACGCCGCCGCAGUGCCGCCGUUAGAUACUCUUCUCCGACGACGCCAUUUCUCUCCAUCGCCAUCGACUUCUAUCCCAUCUGUGGUCUCUCAGCAGCAGCAAGAGAUGGCGGGAUUGGAGUGGCCGUCCAGCAAGGUCCGGGACACUUUCAUCAAGUUCUUCGAAAGCAAGGCUCACACCUGCGUCAAGUCAAGCCCCGUUGUUCCUGUCAAUGAUCCUACCCUCCUCUUCGCUAAUGCUGGUAUGAAUCAGUUUAAGCCCAUCUUCUUAGGAACAGUUGAUCCAAACACUGAAUUGAGCAAACUGAAGCGUGCUUGUGACACCCAGAAGUGCAUUAGAGCUGGUGGCAAGCACAAUGAUCUUGAUGAUGUUGGCAAGGACACUUAUCACCACACUUUCUUUGAGAUGCUUGGAAAUUGGUCCUUUGGUGAUUAUUUUAAAACAGAGGCAAUUCAGUGGGCCUGGGAACUUCUCACUGAGGUAUAUAAGCUACCUGCUAUUCGGAUUUAUGCUACUUAUUUUGGGGGUGAUGAGAAAAAUGGCCUUCCACCUGAUAAUGAAGCUAGAGAUAUUUGGCUCAAGUUCCUUCCACCUGAACGUGUUUUGCCCUUUGGUAGUAAAGACAAUUUCUGGGAGAUGGGAGACACUGGACCUUGCGGACCCUGCACUGAAGUUCAUUUUGAUAGAAUUGGGAAUCGUGAUGCUGGAUCAAUGGUUAAUAAUGAUGAUCCUACUGUCAUUGAGAUAUGGAACCUUGUGUUUAUUCAGUUCAACAGAGAAAGUGACGGUUCACUGAAACCUCUCCCUGCUAAACAUGUUGAUACUGGACUGGGUUUUGAAAGACUAACUUCAAUACUCCAGAACAAGAUGAGCAAUUAUGAUACAGAUGUUUUUCUGCCGAUAUUUGAUGCUAUACAAAAGAUAACUGGGGCUCGACCAUACACAGGGAAACUUGGUUCUGAUGAUGUUGAUCAAAUUGACAUGGCUUAUAGGGUUGUUGCAGAUCACAUUCGAACUCUUUCCUUUGCUAUUGCUGAUGGUUCUUGUCCAGGUAAUGAGGGUCGUGAGUAUGUCCUACGGCGCAUUCUUCGUCGAGCAGUGCGUUACGGUACUGAAGUCCUUAAAGCGCAACCGGGUUUUUUCAGCAGGCUGGUAAAGGUGGUAACUGAAGUGAUGGGGGAUGUUUUCCCAGAGCUAAAACAACGUGAAGCUCACAUAAUGGAUAUAAUUGCUGAUGAAGAAGCCAGCUUUGGCAGAACAUUGCUUCAUGGAAUUGAGAAAUUUAAGAAGGCUGCUCAAGAGGUUCAAGGGAAGCUAUUUAGUGGGCAGGAUGCAUUUGUAUUGUGGGAUACAUACGGUUUCCCCUUAGAUCUGACUCAGUUGAUGGCAGAAGAAAGAGGCUUAAUAGUUGAUAUUGAAGGCUUUAAUGCUUCUAUGAAUGUUGCCAGGGAAAGAUCAAGAAGUGCUCAGAAUAAGACUAGUGGUGGUGCUAUUGUCAUGGAUGCUGAUGCUACUGCAGCACUGCACAAGAAAGGGAUUGCAACAACAAAUGAUAUUUUUAAGUUCACUUGGUUUCAGGAUCAUGAGAGUGAGAUAAAAGCUAUUUACACAGGAAGUGAAUUCUUGGAACGUGCUUGUACUGGUGAUGAUGUUGCAAUAAUUCUUGGAAGUACAAGUUUUUACGCUGAGCAAGGUGGUCAGAUAUAUGAUACUGGAUCACUUGAAAGCUCUGCUGGCUCAUUUCAAGUUCACAAUGUUCAGAUAUUUGGUGGGUUUAUUCUUCAUAUAGGUUCAUUUAGUGGAGAGAAUCAGAAAUUCUCUAUUGGUGAUAAAGUAAUUUGUAAGGUUGAUUAUGACAGACGUUCACUCAUUGCACCAAACCAUACUUGUACACACAUGUUAAAUUUUGCUUUGAGGGAAAUACUUGGAGAUCAUGUUGACCAAAAAGGUUCCAUUGUUCUUCCUGAAAAAUUAAGAUUUGAUUUUUCACAUGGGAAGCCUGUGAAACCUGAAGAGCUCCAGAAAAUUGAAUACAUUGUCAAUGAGCAGAUUAAAGCUGAAAUGGAUGUGUCUUCCCAGGAGGCAACCUUGUCUGAUGCAAAGCGUGUAAAAGGUCUUCGUGCUGUUUUUGGUGAAGUGUAUCCAGAUCCAGUUAGGAUUGUUUCAAUUGGUAAGAAAGUGGGUGAUCUACUUGCUGACCCAGAAAAUGAAGAAUGGUUGUCAAUAUCUGCUGAGCUUUGUGGUGGGACUCAUAUUUCAAAUACACGUGAGGCCAAGGCAUUUGCUCUUGUUUCUGAGGAGGGAAUUGCAAAAGGUAUUCGCAGAAUUACUGCUGUCACAACAAACCGUGCUUUUGAGGCCAUUGAACUGGCAUCCUUCCUUGAGAAGAAAAUAAAAGAAGCAGCUAGUGUUGAAGAUAGCUUACUGGAAGAGAAAGUGACUACAUUAAAUGCUUCAGUGGAGAGGGCACAAAUUCCUGCUGCCAAGAAAGAUGAGCUCAAGCGUGAACUCUCAAAGCUUCAGACCCGAGUUAUACAAGCCAAAAAGAGGAUUGCUGCUGAGAAUUCACUUAACGCUGUUAAAGCUGCCUCAGAAAUGGCAGAAGCAGCUGUUUCAGGUGGAAAAGCGUACUGUAUCUUGCGUCUAGGUAUUGGUCUGGAUACAGCUGCAGUUCGUGAUGCAGUUGUUAAAGUCAUGGAGCAGAAGGGGAUUGCAGUUCUGAUUUUCAGCACAGAUGAAGCAGCAAACAAGGUUUUGGUCUGUGCUGGGGUACCUGAGAAAGGUGAUGUGUGCAAACAAUUAAGUGUAAAAGAGUGGCUGAAUGCUGCACUGAAGCCCUUAGGUGGUAAAGGUGGAGGAGGAAAAGGUGGCCUUGCUCAAGGACAGGCAUCGGACCUGAAACAUGUAGACGAGGCAAUGGAUUUGGCUGCAUCUUUUGCUUCUAUUAAAUUGAGUUGAAGAAACGCCUCACCUUUCCAGUCAGUAAAAGGUGCAAUAUUUGACAAAGUUGUGAGCAAUUCAAGUCGUCUUCAUUCUCUUUAAAACAACACUACUAUUUCAUAACUUCCAAUUCCUUCAGUGGUGGUUACAUGAUAUGUGAUAAACAAAAUUCAAAUGAAUUGAGGAUUUCAUAUUUAUACACCUUUGAUUGAUUGAUAGCCACAUUUGUUUUAAUUACUA